UGCUUAGUUCUGUCUUCAGUUCGUUCAAAGUUCAAACUCCAUUUUUCCUUUUCCAUUUCCACUUCACCAACACUUCACUUUCGUCCAGCUCUGCACUUCACCGUCUUCUGGUGGUCUGUAGACAGGCAACGAAGAUUUGUAUUGUUUUGUUCACCACCGCUGCUAAUCAACACGUGGUAUAGGGAUUGGAAUAGCGCAUCAGUUGCUUCUUCUUUUCUUCUUUUCUUCGUCAUUCGGCUGUGCCAUCUAUAUAGACAGACACCGUUACGUUAUCCAUUACAUACAGUUGGCAUUCGGUCAAUUGCUCGGUGUACUGAGCUGGGCUUUCUACUUGAAACACUUCCAACCUUUCGACGGCCAAGGAGAAAAAAACAGAUGGCCGGAGGACCGGCAGUGGCUGCAAUGCCCGCAAGAGGAGGAGGGCCGCUUGGAGGGACAAUGGGAGCAUCGACUUCCUCAAACUCAUCACUGAUGGCAACGCUCAAACCUGAAGAGCGUCAUGAACUCGAGCAGUACGAAAAGAUCCUGCGCUUCCGCGAUGAGGUGGUCAGCGGUACACACCCGCGCAUUAAGCCAACACAUGUUGGGAAACCGACCAGCGGCCCUGGGCCAGUCCCUCCAGCCAAUGCCUCCUCCACCGCUUCGGCAGGCCAGGCGCCUGGGGGACCAAAGCCGGCUGUGAAUGGGAACCGCGCAAUGACUGAUAACUUGCAGCAGGCAAACCUCAAGAAGCCGGCGGUGACUCUGGGUGGGAAUGUGCUGCCUGGCUUGGGGACCUUGUCCAACUCUUCUUCUACAACUGAGCAGUCCAAGCCGAAAGUCGAAAUCAACCCCAUCUUGUUGGAGAAGUCGGAGGACUUGAUCAAAGCCGAGAUUCAGCUGCAAAGACAGCGGAUCGAGCGUUCUCUCCGCGAAGACUUUGAGCAGCGGAAAGUGUCCCAUAAGGGCGCCCUGCAGCCGUCCGAGCAGCCUGCUGACUUCGACAUUGCCGAUGUGUUGGCCAAAGCAUUGAUUCUGGUUCAAGCAAAUGCCGCUCAAACUACUACUGAUGACACUGUUGCUAACGCUUCAGCUUCGGGCGACUCGUUCGAUGACAACACCUUUUACUCGAGCCAACACGGCACCCCCGACUCGCACCACCAGCUAGCUCGCGUUCCUAACGAGUCCGAAGACGAGCAGAUGCGCGACGGCUCUCCCUACGAACCCGAGCUAGACCUCGAACCCCUUGCGGUCCCAGCCGCCAACCACCCCAAGCCUCCUCUCCCGAGUGCGCCGGCAGCACCUGCAAACCAACCGUUCAACGUAAACGUGCCGGACACGUCGAGCGCGGCUACAAGUGUCAGCAGGGCUGCUCGCCAAUUCCCCCCGUCCGAAGCUGUCAGUUCUCGUGACAGUGGCCCGGCAAGUCGGUCCGAAGAGUCGACGACCCAUACAGGAAAGGAACGGGGUGGUGGUGGUGGUGGCUCGCGAGACUUGUCGAGAGUUAACGAGCAGCUAUUGAGACAGGCGGUAGGACCUGCGGGGUCACCAGUUGUUCGUGCCCAUAAUCUUUCCCCUUUCGCACCCCAGCCAUCCCGUGUCUCCCCCUUGCCUACUGCUGCUCUUGAACAGCCGAUUGCUCUAUCGGAGACGGGCGGUCGUCGGGCCACUCCGCCUCCGGCCCAGGGGGUUGCUGCUCUCAGGAAGCAGCCCUCAGCUGUCUCUAGCCCGGAAAGCUCACCCCACGGAGGAGAGAGGCCCGGGGAGAGGAAGAAGAACAAGAAAAAGAAGAGAAAGGCAGAUCGACUUGCCGAGGCCGCUGCCGCAUCGCCGUACAUUAAGCCUGAACCGCGAUCCCCAUCUCCCAUGUCAGCUCCCCAGUACACACGUCCGGCCAAGCGUCAGAAACAGGGGCAGCAACAACACCACCACCAAGGACCUGAUUAUGAUGAUGCAAGGUAUGGACAGCCAGGUUCCGUAGAGGGUGCCUAUCAAGAGCGCCUGCAGCCAAGAGUACAGAGGGAGGAGCGGGUUGUGGGAUAUGAGCGGGAAAUCGACCCUCGUCCGCGUCUCGAGGGCGAGCCUCUGCUCGCCACCCCCAGGUAUGAAAGGGUCUACUACGAUGAUCCCAGAGCACCAUUCAGUGGUGGUCGGUUGCCCGGCUCGCCAGGCAUGCAUCCUUCCCCUUACAUCCCCCGCGAGGUGCGCGUGGCACCGAGGAACGUGAUUUACGAGGUUCCUCCGGCAGAUGAUGGUUAUUAUCGCGAUGUUCGUGCUGCUUCAAGGAUGAGCAUGCGCCCAGCAGCGUAUCGUGAGCGCUCUUCACGAUCACCAGUUGCGUACGAGCGUGUUGCACAGCCAAUGGCUCCUCCUCCCAGGAUGCCCGCCACUCGCAUCGUUGUUGAUGCUUUCGGCCGGGAAUACAUCGAGCCGCCCCGGCCCCAAAGUGUGGUUGCAGAUAGACCCGAGAUUGUGUAUGCUCGCCCGCCGCCGCCGCCGCCGCCUCCACGUGCUGUUACCCGGAGGCCUGAAGGCUAUGAUGACGAGGUAAUGGUUUACGAACCAACUUCACCCGGUUAUACUCCUCAGCGACGUGUCAUUGCUCAGCCAGAGUACGUUACCCCUGAACAUAGAGUGUACAGGGAGCGUGCUUAUUCCACUCACCCCAUGGCCCCACCGUCCGGCGACUACGUGCCGUCCAGACUGCGGCCUGUUGUCGAGACGCCUCCGGACUACAUCGCGAGACCGGGUAGCGUUCGUCCGCCGAUGGAUCCCCCUCGCUACGAGAGUGUUGCAGCUUACGACCUGCGGGCGGUGGACGAGCGCCCGCGCGAAUACUAUGGCGGCAGAGCAGCUAGUGUCCGGCCAGUGGCAGAGGCAGUCCGCUACGAGGCUCCUCCUCCUCCUGCUCCUCCUCUUGGUUACGAAAGACGCAUGGGAGGAGAGCCGAGCCUCAGGGAAUAUGCCACGAUUCGUUCAGCAAGCGUCAGGCCACCCCCUCUUGAUGCGGCCUCUAGGUAUGAGGUCAGAGGCGACUACGGAGCAAGGCUGGGAAGUGUGCAGCCGGAGAUGGUCGGUCGUGAAUAUCAGGGACGUCAGGAGUUACGAAGGGAAGUUAUGCAUCCGCCUCCGCCGCCGCCGCCGGUGGGAGGGCGCGCUUAUAGCGUGUUUCCGCCCGAGCAGCCGCCUACUCAGGUGAUGCGUGGAGAUGGUGGUGCGUAUGGGGAUGAGAGGUAUUAUGCAAGGCCACCGCCUGCCCAGCAGCAGCAGCACCAGGAGGAUGAUGAGGUUGUUUACUUGGACCGGCCUCCCAUGCGGGAUGUUUAUCGGUAAUAAGAUUGGGGUUUCAUGAGGAGGGAGAACCCAAAAGAUGGAACCUGGACGUUUUGGUAAAUUCAAGGCAGGGACGGGCUUGAAGGGAAUCGGUUGGUUUCUGCUUUUUUGGAAAACAUGUGAUAGAACUAGAUGUUCUAUCCUCAACGUUACUGAUGUACAUCUUUAUUCCCAUAUGGUGUAAAGCGAGUGUGGAGUAUCAACUGGCAGGAUAGCUUGUUUGUACGAGGAGACGGUAUAUAUUAUAUAGGUAGCGCGGAUGAGGAAACAUGUCAUAUUACCAGCGUCCAAAAAGGAAACAUCAGCGCUAUGGGCUGCAGAGUAUGAGCAG
Molecule: messenger RNA, 3643 nt
Organism: Neurospora crassa OR74A
Lineage: Eukaryota; Fungi; Ascomycota; Sordariomycetes; Sordariales; Sordariaceae
Exons: 1
Coding region: 376-3312 (978 amino acids)
Source: RefSeq, a predicted model, not a curated record